CUUUUUACUGUUCAUUGGUAACAUCAGCUUUGAGCCCCACCUUCUCUUCACACUUUACCGCUCUCAUCGUGUGGCGCGGGACCGCUGCGUCACGGUGACAUCACGGCGUCGCUGAGAUGACGAUGUCAGCGGUGUUGUAGUAAUGUGCGCGCUUGAGUUGCCGUUUCACAUCUCUGCGUAUCAGCCUUGGGUUUAAACCUUUCCAGCGCCGCCCUUCACGCAUGGAGUUGCGCACCCAGACGGUCCUGGCGAGUCUGGAGAUGUCGGAGGUGAAAAGCGACGGCGGAUCAUCGGAGGGCGACGAGGAUUACGAGAGUUUGCCCGCUCAUGCGUCCCUGGGCACGCACAUGACAGCGGGCGCCGUGGCCGGAGUGCUGGAGCACACAGUCAUGUACCCCGUGGAUUCAGUCAAGACACGUAUGCAGAGUUUACAGCCGGACCCAAAGGCUCAGUACCGUAGCGUGUACGGAGCGCUGAAGAGGAUUGCGCGGACCGAGGGCGUCCUUCGGCCCUUGAGGGGCCUCAAUAUCACUGUGCUGGGGGCCGGCCCCGCCCACGCACUCUAUUUCGCCUGCUACGAGCGAAUCAAGCGCAGCCUUAGUGACAUCAUACAGAAUGGUGGCAACAGCCACAUUGCUAACGGUGUGGCAGGAAGUGUUGCCACUGUCCUCCAUGAUGCAGUCAUGAACCCAGCAGAAGUGGUGAAGCAGAGGAUGCAGAUGUAUAACUCUCCAUACCGCAGCCUGUACGACUGUGUACUGACGAUCAGUCGCAAGGAAGGACUGGCUGCCUUUUACCGCAGCUACAGCACUCAGCUGACCAUGAACAUCCCCUUCCAGGCCGUUCACUUCAUCACUUAUGAAUUCAUGCAGGAACAUUUUAACCCAGAGCGCCAGUACCGGCCUGAAACGCACAUCCUGUCCGGAGCGGCGGCCGGAGCCGUGUCCGCUGCCGUCACCACUCCGUUAGACGUGUGUAAGACCUUGCUAAACACGCAGGAGAACGUGGCGCUCAGCUCUGCGCACGUUAGCGGACAUCUCUCCGGCAUGGUCAACGCGUUCAGGACGGUUUACCGGCUGGGUGGCGUGCCGGCGUUCUUUAAAGGCAUCCGAGCUCGGGUCAUUUAUCAGAUGCCGUCUACGGCCAUCGCCUGGUCCGUCUAUGAGUUCUUCAAGUACUUUUUGACCCAACACGAGCCGCACAUCCAGGAACUGGGGAGGGACUCUCACAAGGCCAGUUCCACAUGAGGUCCGUUCAGCCGAUCCAAAGAGUGAGUAUGAAGAUCAGCGGAUGUUGGAAGAGGCCUUUGGCUCGAGGGGGAAUGUAGAUACUCAUUUCAUAUGCAGUAGACACUCCAGCAGCUUCUUUGUUUGUCGCUAACCUAUUAAUUUAUUGGAAGGGUUUAAUGUUGUUACAAGAAUGUAUGGACGCUGCACACUACAGAACGUUUCUUGUAAACAUGACGGGAAUGGAAAGGUAAAGAUGUGUAGAUGUUUUGUUUGUAUUCUCACCCAUGUAACAUAUUUAUGAUUGAGUGUGAUGGCAUAUGGAUGCGCAUUUAUAUUUAUAUAUGCACUCAAACUGUCUUCUCAAUAUGGAAGGUUGUUUCUGCCGCUGAAUAAAAAUAAAAAAAGAUAAUUGCUACUUUUUUAUCUCAGUUCUCACUUCAUAACUUGUAAUUCUGACUGUGUAACACACAAUUGCAACUUUAUAUCAAGCAAUUCUAACUUUACAUCUCGCAAAUCUGACUUUAUAACACGCAAUUGCGACUUUAUAUCACGCAAUUCUGACGUCAGAAUUGUGAGAUGUAAACUCGCAAUUGCGAGAAAAAAUCUGAAUUGUGAGAUAAAGUAGCAAUUACCUUUUUUAUAUUUUAUUUAGUGGUGGAAACAAGCUUUUAGAUCUCAAUGAUAAAACAAACUCAUGAGGCCUUUUUUUAUUUUUAUUUUUUUAUUGGCUUUUCUGGACUUUCCCAUUUUUCAGGGGUUCAGGAGAGUUUUUAUUAUGUUUUUAUUUUAAUUAUUUUUAAUAAUUCAAGGCAUUUGACUCAAAAAAAAUUGCGGCUGUUAAGAAUGGAAGUACAUAGGUACUUUUCACAGCCCGAGUUUUCAGAGGUUUUGGCCACUACAAUUUUUACGACAUAAUGAACAAACAUUAUUUUCAUUCACAUUCAGUUAAAUGUCUCUCAUUCUGAAAAAAGUCCGUUUUCGUGUAUUUAGCUUAUCCAAAUGUGAUUUUACACUUAACAUUUUUAAGAUAGACUAUUUAAAUUUGAUUUCCAAAGAAUAAUUUGGAUACUAAUUGAAUCAAAUUGCCUGAUUUCAUCACACUAAAGCACUUCUGAAACAUGGUGUAUGGAUUCCUCUGCUAAUGUAUUCUAAAUCACUUUAGCAGUGGUAUUUGAAAGUUGAAAUGAAUGAGUUUUUUGUGUGAUAACAUUUUCUUUCGUUGUUUUAGGGCAUAACCGCCAUCAAUGUAUUUAUAUAUAUUUGUAUAUAAUUAUGAGACGUGACUAUGCAGUGGGUUCUGCGGCUUUGGAAGUUUUUCUGCUCGUAAGACCAUGCACUAAAGCUGCAGAAUCCCAAACCCAGAAUUGAAUUUUUAAUGAAUUACAUAGGAGGUUUUACAGCUGACAAUCUAUUUCAGUCUGGGACCAGGUUUAUUCUGUUUCUGAGCUGUUUGUGAAUAUUUUUUGUGUUCUGCCUCUGUAUGAAUCUCCAGAUUCAGUCACCCAUUCAGAAAAGAGCUUGCCUUGUUUGCCAGAAAUCGACCUUACUCAGAGUAGAUGGCAUAUUUCAUUUGUUACGAAUGGAAACAAGGUUGAAGUCAAGACAUUGAAGGUGUAGUUUCUGCAUAUCGGGCCUCCUCCGUGAAAUUCGAAAUUAAAGCUAUAUUUAAAGGGAUAGUUUAUCCAAAAAUGUACUCAUUUACUCAACCUCAUGUCAAUCCAAACCCAUAAGACUUUUGUUCAUCUUCGAAACACAAAUCAAGAUAUUUUUAACAAUCUCUCAUCCUUUUUGUCCAUCCAUUGAAAGUCCACACAAGCAACAUUUUCAGGCUUUAAAAACUUCAUUAAGACAUCAUCAAAGUAAUACAUAUGAAUCAAGAGGUUUAAUCCAAGAUAGGCUUUUAUUCACAUCUAAACACUGAACGCGCACACAUAGAGCACGUCAAAUAUGGUCAACGGAAGCUCAAACUAAUGAGGUUUGUUCCGUUUACCAUUGAUCAGAAGAUUUGGAUUAAAAUGCUUGAUUCAUAUGGAUGACUUUAAAGAUGUCUUUAUGAAAUUUUGGUUGUGGACUUUAAACGGAUGGACAAAAAAUGAAACUCUUGGGGGUUUAGAAUGACAUGUGGGUGAGGUAAAUGACAGAAUUUUCAUUUUUUGGGUAAACCAUUUAAAUUGACUUUCAGUCUGAAAUUGACCAUUUUCGUAAGGCUUUACUCAAAAAAAAAAAAAUUUCUUGAGUUUCUUGAAUGAAGCCCAAUAUGUCGGUUUUAUAGUUUUCGUUCCCAGCAAAUGACAUGCUCUUAAGGUCUGUGAGGGAUUUGCACUGGAAUCACGCACAAUAGUCAAGCGAGUGGAGGAAUAGAUUUGUAUUGUAUUUGUAAGAGUUGAUCGUUUUGACAACUCUGAUUUGAAUUUGAAUAUAUUUUAUUUGACUUUUAGCUCUUGAUUGAGAUGAUGCAUGUAUGCAGGACGUCCUGUUAUUGGAGCCACAGAUGAAACGCACACCAAAAGCAUCCUGCAGCCUUAGAUGUCACAGCGCCAGUGUUUUAUUGGCCUCUUCAUGUUAGCAUUCAUCAGCUAGCGUUCAUAAAAGGAUUCGCCGCAUCUCUGUAACCUGUGCAGAUUCCCAUCAGCGGACGGGACGGUGUGUGAGAGGGUUUCUGGUUUUACUAUGAGCUGACUGGUUCAGCUAGCUGUGUUCUGUGUGGUCUGUGCCUUUCCUGUGUCCCCUCUCUCUCACUUCCUGUUCCCUUGGACUUUUGUCCCCGGCCUUCUGUUUGUUUCAGCUCUGAAGGGUUGGACAUUCCAUAAUGUCGGUCCAAUGAGAUUUUUGUUUGUUUGCCUUUGAUUAAAUGCUUAUUGGUUUAGUGCUUCAGUUGCUUGUUUGUUUCCAGACCACUUUUUCAACUAGCAUCUAGAAACCAAAGAAAUUGACUCACUACAUUACCAUUACAGUAUAGCUUUAUAUAUAUAUAUAUAACUAACUAACUUAGACAUUUCAUUAGUCACCCUUUUAAUAUGUCGCAUUGGGGAACAAUGAUGUUAGCAUUUGAGGUGUUGAGAUUUAUAUAGAGAUAUGUUUAAGUUUUUUUUUUUUUUAGGAUGCGUAGUUGGUUCGUUACGACAGAUGAUGGAUGUGGUGAUAUUAGUCAUAAUGGGCCACACAAAGCAGAUCGCCUGUUUGGCCUUUUGUUUGAUUGACCAAGGACGAAUUUCCGUUAACCUUUGGCUCCAUGUUGUACGGUGGAAACCCCAUGGGUUUGUUUCCUCUGGGACCAGCAUUUUUGAAUGCUUCGUAUCUGUAAUUGCUCUGCAAAACUAGCUGUUUUAAAAUACACAUUGUAUUUGACUCAGUUUUGAAUCGUAUUUCAUUUUUCUCAUGUUAAAGGUUUUGCAUUUGGGUCGAAUAUUAACAACAUUCCGUUCGGUCUGUGUAUGUUGAUCUUGCCUGUCUUACUGAUGAUCAUCACUACAUACCAUGCUUUGAGAAAACAGAUGUAUUGAUGUCUUUUCCUGAUGUCUGCCACAUUAAAGAAGUGCUGCAGUAUUGCCGCUCUCAAUAUGCAACAUGAACACAUUCAUGUCUUGGCCGCUUUAUGCGCACAUUGUAGAAGAAGUGGGAGGAUUUUAAUAAAGAUAGUGCCAUCUAGUGUACGCAAGUUUUUUUUUUUUUGUUUUUUUUUUUGUUUGUUUUUUACUGCAAUGAAAAUGACAAAUGUAGACUCAAAAACUGAUUGGUGGAAAUGCUGCUACAGUUUGGAACACUGGAGCUGAAAUAAAAUGCACAAUGAUUAAAUGAUGUGUCUUUAUUCAGUAAAAUGAAGUUUGUACCAUUGUAUGAAUGUAUUAUGUUGAUUGUAAAGCUCAUUUUAUGACCUGUUAAUAAACAACAAAUAAAUUCAGAAAUACAAAAAUAUUAAUAA
This is a messenger RNA of Ctenopharyngodon idella (grass carp), 5151 nucleotides long. It is a transcript of the gene slc25a37, whose product is annotated as solute carrier family 25 member 37. Gene Ontology annotation, biological process: iron import into the mitochondrion. The coding region runs from base 222 to 1247 and encodes 341 amino acids. The transcript has 4 exons. Gene Ontology annotation, cellular component: mitochondrial membrane. NCBI's taxonomy places the organism in Eukaryota, Metazoa, Chordata, Actinopteri, Cypriniformes, Xenocyprididae. Gene Ontology annotation, molecular function: ferrous iron transmembrane transporter activity. The record is from RefSeq and is a predicted model, not a curated record.